AUGCAGUGGAAGGCUCUCUUCCUAGCUGCCGCGGCGAUCCCGCAGCAGGUCUCAGCGCAGUAUGCCCAGGCAGCCAUGAUGCGUUUCCAGUGUUCCAGGCUAGUCGUUGAACGGGUCGACCCCCUGGUUUCCCCAGGCCUCAUCCAGUCCCCCCACAUCCACCAGGUCGUCGGCGGAGACUCCUUUAACGCCACGAUGGCCCCCGUCGACUACGACCUCCCCUCUGAAUCGACGUGCACGACCUGCUCGUUUAGCGAGGACUUCUCCAACUACUGGACGGCUAACCUGUACUUCAAGGCCCGCAACGGGACGUACAAGCGGGUGAAGCAGAUGGUCAACCUGGGCCUCCAAGGCGAAGAAGGCAUGACCGUAUACUACAUCCCGCCCUACGAUGGGCACACCAAAGUCACCGCCUUCAAGCCCGGCUUCAGAAUGCUAGUCGGCGAAGCGACCCUGCGCGCAGCCCAGGGGCAGCAAAAACAGCUCUGCCACCGCUGCUACACCAACGUCGACCAGAGCCCCUUCGGCGGCGCCCCCUGCGCCGACAGCCAGAUGGACACCGCCGCGCUGCCCAAGAAGACGUGUGACGGCGGCAUCCGCGCCACCAUCACAUUCCCCACGUGCUGGGACGGCAAGAACCUCGACAGCCCCGACCACAAAAGCCACGUCGCCUACCCCUCCAGCGGCUCCUUCGAGGCCUCCUCCCCGUGCCCCUCGACGCACCCCGUGCGCCUGCCGCAGGUGAUGUACGAGGUGAUGUGGGACACGCGGGAGUUCAACGACCCGUCGCUGUGGCCGGAGGACGGCAGCCAGCCGUUCGUGUACAGCAUGGACGACGGCACGGGGUACGGGUGGCACGGGGACUACAUGUUCGGGUGGAAGGGGGACGCCCUGCAGCGCGCGCUGGACGCCCGCUGCAGCAACGACCGCUGCGCGCAGCUGCAGACGCAGACGCCCGCCCAGGCGACGGCGUGCAAGAAGGCGCAGACGGUCAGGGAGGAUGUCGAUGGAUGGCUCACCGAACUGCCAAGCGUGAGUAUGUAA
This is a messenger RNA of Hypoxylon fragiforme, 1044 nucleotides long. RefSeq lists its product as uncharacterized. The record is from RefSeq and is a predicted model, not a curated record. Lineage: Eukaryota; Fungi; Ascomycota; Sordariomycetes; Xylariales; Hypoxylaceae. The transcript is spliced from 6 exons. Bases 1 to 1044 code for a protein of 347 amino acids.